AUGCCGAAGAAAAAUAAAGUUAAACAUGUUGUAUUACCACGACGCUACACCUUUGAUAUUAGAAGAAUUCAAGUACGACUAGGUCGAUAUCUAAAUAUUGCUAUCUAUAAACCAAUUAAAAGAAGAAAUAGCCAAACUGCAACGAAUCCGGCAGAUGAAAAUCAUCUGAAUACGAUCGAUGAUACUAGUACAUCGGAAAAUGCUGAUCCUCCUGUAGUAUUUUUUAUUCAUGGUGUUGGAGGUUCGCAUUUAGUCUGGCAAUCACAGUUAGAACAUUUUAGCAGUCAUGGUUACAUCGCCAUUGCACCAGAUCUGUUAGGACAUGGAAACAGUGAUACACCGAGAGGAAAAAAUAAAUACACUUUUGAAGAAAUGAGUAAAGAUGUAUUAUCUAUAUUCGAUCGCUACUGCCAUCGUAAAAACAAUUUUUUGGUUGGACAUUCGUAUGGAUCUUCCUUUUGCGCGUUGACGGCAAGAGAAAGGCAAAAUCGCGUUUUAAAAAUAGUUCUCAUAAGCUGUGGUCUACCCUCGCCAUUGCAACCUCAUCCAGGUUGUAUCUUUUCAUCGCCUAUGCUUUUAUUAAAGUGUGUGUUUCCCCUAGUUUCAAAGCAUUUUAUUAGGAAUGCAUAUGCAAAGCAUAAUACUGUCAAAGUUAAAAAGAGAGGAUUUUUAGUCCGCCCUUACGCCCUUAAACAUACGAUGCUUGGACAGAUUUGGGAGGAAGGAGAUGAAAGUUAUUAUCACGAAUUACAUCUGCCAGUUUUAAUUAUCCAUGGUGAACAGGAUAAAUUAGUCGAUACUGAAGAGGAUCUAAAAUUGCAGGAGGUUAUUUAUGGAUCUGAUAUUGAAAUUGUGGAAGAAGCAGGCCAUAACGUGAUGAUGGAAUUUCCUACUAAAAUUGAUAGAGUUAUAAUGGGGUUUCUACGACGCGAUUUUUCACACUUAUUUGGUGCUGAUGUUUGGGAAUCGAUGAAUCGAGUACAAGCUAGAAGCUUUCGUUACGGAAACGUCGAUGCUAUUAAGGAAGAAGAUUAA
Trichoplax adhaerens is the source of this 1035-nucleotide messenger RNA. RefSeq lists its product as uncharacterized. The coding region runs from base 1 to 1035 and encodes 344 amino acids. Gene Ontology annotation, molecular function: catalytic activity. NCBI's taxonomy places the organism in Eukaryota, Metazoa, Placozoa, Uniplacotomia, Trichoplacea, Trichoplacidae. The transcript has 6 exons. The record is from RefSeq and is a predicted model, not a curated record.